GAAAAAGUGAAUUUGUUCCCUGUAAGACAUUUACGAGUGCGUACUUGAAGGUAAUGAUUCCCUAUACUUCCUUCCUUCCUACUUUUCCAUAUCUCCACACAAACAUAAGUUGGAAGCAUUGGCUUGUUCUUUUCGCAUUGGUAGCUCUUUUUUCCGCUUGAAAUAACCUUCUAUUGCUUGGAAAUUAUGAUGAAGUCUACGCUCUUUAUUUUGCUGUUUUCAACAGUGUUCUUCACUUUUGCUUCCAUUGCUCGCGCAGAUGUGGAAUUGCUUACGCCAAGCUCAGGGUCUCGGUGGGCUGCUGGUUAUACGUAUGCUGUGCGAUGGAAACAGCCAGCAGAAGAAUUCCUAGAAGUCGCCCUUGAAAAUGAUGAUAAAAAUAAUACGGUGAUUACAAGUAGCGGAAUUAUUCCCUCAAACCAAACAUUUUGGUUUGUUAAAGUUGAUAAAAAAUGGUUAAAUAAACAGGAUAACAAGACAGCCCGUAUCGUUAUUGCUCCUCAAAACGGCGAACAAACAAAAGUACAGGUUGGUCCUGAAAUCCUUUUGUCUAGUACCUUUUAUUGGAUGCAUGUGAUUGACAAACCAACAUUCGACUAUAAUCCUAUAGACAAGCGACUAGCCAUAGGUAUUUCCGUUGGCUUAACCUGCAGUAUUCUUUUGGUAUUAUUGAUUCACAUUAGUACCCGGGAAACUCGAAAAAUUCUGGUCAAUGAUCGAAGAAAUAAACUAUCUCUUUAUCGUGGACGAUAAACGACAUUACACACACAAAACCAAUCAUAUUUAAAAAGUUGUGCUUCUUCUGGAGAUUGGACAUUUCAUUUUUUCUUAAGGUCUUCUUCUUGGGGAAAUUCUCUGAUGCAACUCUCAGCUGUCCAGUCCAAAGUACUAUCCUUUCCAUGGAGUCCCAAAAAGAAAACCAAUAUUUUUUAAGCUUUCGUUGAUUUAUUUUUGUAUUCCGACGUUCUUUUAUUAUUGUUGCUCUCUUUACUCGUGCAUUCGCAUAUAUGCUGACCAGACUGGUAAUUUCAUUUUAAAAAAGAGCCAUACGAUAAAAUCUUUGCUUUUUCUACCUAUUUAUCAAAUGCAAAACAACUCUUCCUAAUCCUAGACUCAAAAUGUUUAGAUAUUAUCACUGACCCGUGGAACCUUAGAAUCAAGUACUACUCUUUUCUUUUUCCUUUUCGUUUUAGUUUUUCAUUAAAAUCAAGUUUUAUUUUAUUUUAUUUUUCUUCUCAUUUACAUUAAAUCUACGGAGCACGACGCUUUGCUAGUACGGUUCUUAGUGUUCACCAUUGAUUUUAUGUGACCAUAACCAACACCCA
Schizosaccharomyces octosporus yFS286 is the source of this 1325-nucleotide messenger RNA. RefSeq lists its product as uncharacterized. The record is from RefSeq and is a predicted model, not a curated record. Bases 187 to 753 code for a protein of 188 amino acids. The transcript has 2 exons. NCBI's taxonomy places the organism in Eukaryota, Fungi, Ascomycota, Schizosaccharomycetes, Schizosaccharomycetales, Schizosaccharomycetaceae.